Molecule: messenger RNA, 555 nt
Organism: Alternaria arbusti
Lineage: Eukaryota; Fungi; Ascomycota; Dothideomycetes; Pleosporales; Pleosporaceae
Exons: 2
Coding region: 1-555 (184 amino acids)
Source: RefSeq, a predicted model, not a curated record
AUGGAGCUCAACCCACACAUGCCAUGCUCGACAUGCCUUCUCGUCACCUCCAAGGCCGGAUGCAGCAGCCCAGGCCGCCGCGACAACGGCGCAGGCAACAUUGCAGAGGAGAUUGCGCGUAUAGAUGACCUCCUCCGAACCCAAGAGCGCUUGACCGCGCAUCGAGCCUUCGAACAACAUCCGCAGCCGCCUGCACCGAGUUUCCCGACGACCCAACAUGACCGCGCACAGCAGCCUUCGGAAGAUGUCCAGGAACCUUCGUUCUCCCGACUCAGCCGAUCGCAACGAGGUCUCCUACGAACCCCCAACAUCACGAAUUACAGCCUCCGGGAUAGGUUCAAAACCCAACAGGACCACGAACAACAGUCUCCGGGCGAGGGCCAGCAAGCCUUCCGUCCAGAGCCCCAGGCCCAUGCAUCAAACGCCCCGACGCUGGACCACAACCUCGGCGCAGAGGACAGAUGCGAGGAACCCGAUCUCCCGAAAGAGACAGCCAAGACGAUACAAGCGCGCUACGAUGGGCUGAAGAAACCCCAAAGUUCUGUAGCGCAUUAG